AUGGUGGAUGAGGAUUCCGAUGACUAUGAGGCACUGCCGAAUACUAGUCCACUUUCACAACACAUGCUAGCCGGUGCUUGUGCAGGCAUAAUGGAGCAUAUUGUAAUGUAUCCUGUUGAUUGUGUUAAGACUCGAAUGCAGUGUCUCAGACCAAUGGGUGGUGGUACUAAUUGUCCUGGCCUACUUACUGGCCUAUAUCGUCUUAUUCUGCAAGAAGGAAUCCCUGGAACACUGAAAGGCAGUGGUGCAGUGAUAUGGGGCGCUGGGCCAGCGCAUGCUGCUUAUUUUGGAUGUUAUGAAAAAAUGAAAUCAUUCUUAACAACAGUAUCUAUGGGAACAAGUCAUGUAAAUCAUAUGAUAGCGGGGACUUGUGCCACUUUACUACACGAUGCUGUCAUGACUCCUGCAGAUGCUGUUAAACAACGCCUACAAAUCUAUAACAGUCCAUAUCAUAAUUCAUUUGAUUGUCUACGUCGUAUUUGUGUAACAGAAGGGCCAAAAGCAUUGUAUAAAGCCUAUUUUACACAAUUAUCCAUGAAUAUACCCUAUCAGACUAUACAUUUUGUGUGUUAUGAACAAGCACAAAGCGUACUGAAUCCAAAUCGUCAAUAUCUACCCUGGUCGCAUAUAUUAUCCGGCGGGAUAGCUGGUUGUUUUGCUGCAGCUUUUACAAAUCCUUUGGAUGUAUGCAAAACACUGUUAAAUACACAGGACCGUUGUAUGUCAAAAAAUCUAUGCCGUGGUCAUUUUACACAAUCCUAUAGACCUGAAUUCCGUGGAUUAUUUAGUACAGCUAAAUAUGUAUACGAUAUAGCCGGCGUGAAAGGCUUUACUCGAGGUAUGAGUGCUCGAGUGUUAACAGCUGUUCCUGGUACUGCAUUAUCCUGGUCAGUUUAUGAAUAUUUUAAAUGGCGAUUAAAACAACCAACAAAACCACCUUCUGCUGGACCAUCAGAUUUCACUGGUGCCGGUGGUGUUGGUGGUGUUGCCAGUUCUGGUAUUCAUAAAAUCGAUAUUUCACCAAUGGAAAAGCUGUGUGUUACAGCUAGCUCUACCAGUUGGUUGUCUACUUCUACAGAUCUAACAUGUACAGCAGCGGCAGCCGCAGUAACUUCAAGUGGUAGUGGUAGUCCUGCGACAACGUCGACGACGACUAGUCCACGAACAAGUAGUAUACAGGAGAAAACUCGUUGA
This is a messenger RNA of Trichobilharzia regenti, 1194 nucleotides long. The record is from the annotation of a GenBank genome assembly. NCBI's taxonomy places the organism in Eukaryota, Metazoa, Platyhelminthes, Trematoda, Strigeidida, Schistosomatidae.